Musca vetustissima is the source of this 1464-nucleotide messenger RNA. Its product is annotated as polyprenol reductase-like. The transcript is spliced from 5 exons. NCBI's taxonomy places the organism in Eukaryota, Metazoa, Arthropoda, Insecta, Diptera, Muscidae. Gene Ontology annotation, biological process: dolichol-linked oligosaccharide biosynthetic process; polyprenol catabolic process. Gene Ontology annotation, cellular component: endoplasmic reticulum. Gene Ontology annotation, molecular function: 3-oxo-5-alpha-steroid 4-dehydrogenase activity. The coding region runs from base 16 to 1464 and encodes 482 amino acids. The record is from RefSeq and is a predicted model, not a curated record.
AUACCACAAUUCCUAAUGAUAUUCUUAGAUUUAAUUGGUGGUGGUCGACAACGUAAAGUGUUAAUCGAUUCCACGUCAUGCCUAAUUGUUAUGAGUCUGAUGUGUCUCCAGUGUACACGACGUUUUUAUGAAACAAAUUUUGUGCAAAUCUUUUCCAAGAAAAAUAAAAUAAAUAUGGGACAUUAUCUGGUGGGUUUGGUGCAUUAUUUCGGAGCGAUCCUAACUAUUUUGAUAAAUGCUGAAGGAUUUGUAAGAGAUUCCCCGUCUGAGGGACUCAAAUUGUCACAGCUAUAUUUUAUAAAUUAUGUGGGACUCGCCUUGUUCCUUUUCUCUUGGUGGCAUCAAUAUCAAUCGAAUUUAAUUUUGGUGAAUUUACGCAUGGAUAGCAAAACGGGAAAAGUCGCCACAGAGAAGCAUUUGCUACCCAAGGGAGGUUUCUUUGAAUGGGUAUCAUCGCCACAUAUGCUAUUCGAAAUUAUGUUAUAUGUAGCUCUACUCUUGGGUUUCAUGGGAAAAUUAGAAAAUUAUCUCAACUAUUAUAAACUGAAUUUAGUCAAUACAAUAUUUAUUGGAUUCACUGUAAUAAUUGUGAUAUUUGGAUCGCUCAUUACGGCCGUGGAAUCCAUUCUGCCCGAUUUCAUUAAACAAUCCUUUCGUUACGGCAAACAUAAACAUAAUGGUCCCGAAAUAACGAUGGUAUCCCGUAUGGAGGUGCCCAAAUCAUGGUUUAAACAUUUCUAUAUAUUUGCUUUCUCCUGGGCAAUGUUGGCUCUAUAUCUGGUGCUCAAGGGUAUAAUUAUGCAUAGUACGGCUCCGGAAUAUGUCAUCGAAUUUUUAGACUUUAUGGCUGGUGGGUCGGAAAAUCGUCAGGUGUUAAUUAAUUCGAAUAGUGCGCUGGUGGCCAGUGUCCUAAUGGCGUUGCAGUGUGCCCGUCGUUUCUAUGAAACGAAUUUCGUACAAAUCUUUUCAAAGAAAAGUAAAAUGAAUUUAUCCCAUUACAUGGUGGGGUAUUUACAUUAUUUCGGAGCCAUUCUGGCAUUGUUGUUGAACACUGAGGGUUUUGUUAAAGAUUCCCUCCCCUCUUCAUUUAGUUUUACAAAAAUCACUUUAUUACAAUAUGUCUGCAUAUUUGUGUUUCACUUUAGCUGGUCCCAGCAAUAUAAAUCGAAUAUGAUUUUGGUUAAUUUACGUAAAAAUCCCAAUACCGGCAAGGUGGAAACUGAAAAACAUUUGCUGCCUAGUGGAGGAUUUUUCCAGGUGGUAUCAUCACCCCAUAUGCUAUUCGAAAUACUUAUGUAUGUCUCAUUGUUGGGUAUUGUGGGCAAGAGUUUCACCUGGAAAUUGGUUGUCAUAUGGGUGUUUAGUAAUCAGUUAAUGAAUGCCCUGUUGACCCACAAAUGGUAUAAGGAAAACUUCAAGAAUUAUCCCAAACAACGCAAGGCUUUAAUACCAUUUUUACUUUAA